AUGAAGCUAGAUGUCGAUUGGUUGUUAGAUGCUGCGAAGUGCCUAGUGUUGAAGAAAGAAAUAAAAGAUAAAAGAAAGAGACCAACUGUUACAUGCUUAUUAUGUAACAAGUACGAAUUUCAGGUACGAAAGAUGACCUCAAAUUGUCAGUUACCAAUAGCAAACGGUGUACGUGUUGAUGGAAAGGACAGACUUAAACAUGUUGUUGAUCACUUACUUUCUCCAGCACAUGAGGAAGCCGAACGAUUGAAUGAUUGCGACAAAACUUGGUGUGAUAAGUCCGAUAAGCAUCCUUGGGUAAGAGUUUUUAAAAAGUGGAAUGACGAGAAAUUACAGGGCCUGGUUCGUAUUGCAAUCGAUGCCUACAAUGACUCGCAGGUUGAAACCUUAAGUGCUCAAAGCUGGCCCUCAAGAUCCCUUGCAGUAGAGCACAGUAAUCAUGUGUUGCACCACUUUGAGUCACAGGGAUGGAAUGCUGACUUUGUACCUUUUGAUCCACCAGCAUCCUGUUAUCACUAUAGAGAUCCAAUGCUUUAUGCAAAAUAAGAAACAUCAUUGCAAAACAAGAAAUGAAAAAAGUUGCACAAUUGUUAAAAGACUGCUUGUGUUACUAGGUGCAAAUUGAUGGAAGUGCUGACAAGCAGCAAGUUGAUUCCAAGUUUAUAACUGCUCGGUAUGUGCCAUGUGAUGAAGUCAGUGUUAAAACAGUGUUUCUUGGUAUUGCAAGUAGUGAUUUAGGAGGAGCUGAGGGGCUGUUAGAUUCUUUCACAACAUGUAUUGAAAACAUUGGCAUAAACACUGCUAAAUUGGUUGGUGUUACCACUGAUGGAGAAAAUGCAAAUACUGGAAAAAAUGCUGGUUUAUGGAAGCUUCUGCAAGACUAUAUCGGAAGAGAUAUUCUGACAAUAUGGUGUGUCUGCCAUCGAUCUGAUUUGGCACUUGAAUCGGUUCAGGCUGAGGUUCCUGAGCUCACGAUAUGGAUGUCCAAUGUUCUUGCUGUUGCAACAUUCUUUCGAACAUCUCCUCGCAGGACAAAACUACUUCAUAAGGUUUGCUUUAUGUUAUUUUUUUGUGCAUUUAAUUAAUAUACACUAUUUUCCAAAUCUUCUUUUUACUGCAUGGUUGAUUUUGUACGUUGAUUAUUGAUACUGUUUUCUAUCAUAGUAUUUAAAUCUGCUCUUUGUUCCAUUCAAUUUUCUGAAUAGGUUGAAGAAAAGUGCCUUUCCUUUCCCAAACAUUUUGAUGUCAGAUUUUCUGAGCACACAAGAAAUCUACUAAAUGCUGUACUGCAUAACUUGGAUGCUGCAAGAAGAGUUUGGCAGGAUAUGGUAGAUGGCACAAUAGAGAGCAAUAGUAAGGAAAAGCAAAUGGCUAAAGGCUUCAUUGAAAAGUGGUAUAAGGGAUCAAGACAGGUAGAGUACUCAGUACGGUCAGAGUGUCAGCACACUCAACUGGGUAGCAAUUUGUGAAGGAGUGACUAGGCAUAAAAAUACUUUCAGAUUUCAGAAUGCUUGUGGGAUACGGCAAUGGUUGUUACAUGCAUAAUUAAUUUCAAUUAGAAAAUAAACUUUUGAACGCCUUUAGAGUACGAUUACAAAGACUUGCUUGUUAACGUGCUUUGUUUUUUCUUUGUACUCUUUAGGUAUGGCUCACAGCUGUCAUGUUUGAUCUCUGCACAAUCUUUAAGACAUUACAGAAGUUGUUUCAGAAAUCAAACUUGAUUCUUCCAGAUGUGUUAACAGCAAAAGAUUCUGCUAUGCAGAACUUGAAGAUUAUGAAUGACAUACCAGUUCCAGGGGGGAAAGAGGAGCAGAAUUUGGAGUUGCACGAUAAUGAGCAAGGUAGACCU
Messenger RNA from Paramuricea clavata, 1849 nucleotides. The record is from the annotation of a GenBank genome assembly. Lineage: Eukaryota; Metazoa; Cnidaria; Anthozoa; Malacalcyonacea; Plexauridae.